GCGCGGAGAGAGGCGUCGUCCCCGCCGCAGAGGCUGCUGCGAGGCGCCUUCGUCCCCGCCCGGUCGCCCGCCGCUCCCCGCCCCGCUCUUCCCACUGGUUGUUGGUUGAGGCCGCGCGGAUGAAGCCGGCUCAGGUUCCCAUGGCAUUUGCAGAAAUGCUUAUGGACCCUGUACAGGUGAAUGGAGGAUGUGAGAGACCUUCAUCCACCCCAGUUAUCACUCUGAUGGUUUUGCCACUCCCAUGUAAAGAAUGGUGGUGUCCUGAGAUUGUUCACCUGGUCUUCUCCCUCCCUUGGGUCUAAAGUCCCUGUGUCUCAACAAAGCCCAGGGUUUUGAACUGAGCCCUGGAUUCCAUGGAGCGUUUCCCAUUUCUGACAACUGAUGGGGGGCUUGUGGUUUUCACAGACGUGGCCAUACAUUUCUCCCAGGAGGAAUGGGGGCUCCUUGAUGAGGCUCAGAGAAGCCUGUACCACAGUGUGAUGCUGGAGAACUUGGCACUUUUGUCAUCACUGGGUUGCUGGCAUGGAGCCCAGGAUGAGGAGGCCCCUUCAGAGCAAGGUGAUUCUGUAGGAGGGUCACAGGUCAGGACUCCAAAGCAAGCCCCAUCCAUCCAGAAGUCCCAGCCCUGGGAGACGUGUAGCUUGCUCUUGAAAGACCUUUUGCGCUUGGCUGAGCAUGGUGGAGCAUACCCUGAGCGAGGCCUGCACAUUUGUGGUGAAAAGCAUGUCCAGCACCAAAAGCAUCAAAUUAGAGAGAAUCCUUCCAGAAGUGAUGAGGGGAGGCCUUCAUUUGUGAAGAACUGCAGAGGUCACAUGACAGAGACGACCUUUACGUGCAGGGAAGGUGGGAAGGACUUCCCAGCCAGCUCAGGCCUUCUCCAACUACAGCUUCCUCAUGUUGUAGGAAAGCCACACUGGGACACAGCAGGUGGAGAGGGCUUUCAGAAUGAACAGAAUUAUUAUAAGUGCACCCAGUGUGGGAAAACCUUCAGUCAUAAACAUAUACUUGUUGACCAUGAGAAAAUACACACUGGAGAAAAGUUUUAUGAGUACAGGGAAUGCGGGAAGGCCUUCCGUAGAAAGUUCCACCUCCAUCAGCACCAGAAGGGCCAUGAUGAAGGUCAGCUUUAUGAGAACCCAGAAUGUGGAGGAUUCUUUACACAGAUACCUGGCCUCAGUGACCACCAGGGUAUUCACACCAGGCCGAGGCCUUUUGAGUGCAACCAAUGUGGGAAGGGUUUCCUUAGACUGUCCCAACUUGUUGGUCACCAGAAAAUCCACACAGGAGAAAGACCUUAUGGUUGUAGUGAAUGUGGAAAAUUUUUUAGAAAUCGCUCUACACUCAUUCGACAUCAGAGAGUUCACACUGGAGAAAGGCCUUAUGAGUGCGGUGAAUGUGGGAAAGCUUUCACCCGCAAACAUAAACUUGUUGAGCAUCAGAAAAUCCACAGUGGUGAAAAGCCUUACGAGUGCGGUGAAUGUGGGAAAGCCUUCAGCCGCAAAGACAAAAUUGUUGAACACCAGAAAAUCCACACUGGAGAGAGGCCUUAUAAGUGCAGUGAAUGUGGGAAAGCUUUCAGCCUUAAACAUAAACUUGUUGAGCACCAGAAAAUCCACACCGGAGUAAGGGCUUAUGAGUGUAGAGAAUGUGGGAAAUUCUUUAUGGGCAGCUCCUCACUCAUUAUUCAUCAGAGAGUUCACACUGGAGAAAGGCCUUAUGAGUGUGACAAAUGUGGGAAAUUCUUUAAGUACCGUUUCACACUUAUUAGACACCAGAGAACUCACACUGGAGAAAGGCCUGAUGAGUGCAGCAAUGUAGGAAAUCCUUUAGUUGCAACUCCACACUCAUUUGAUGUCAGGCAAAUCACAGUAGAGAAAUGCAUAUGACUGCAGCUAAAGUGGGAAGUUUUGGUGGUACGGCUCCAGUCUCGUUACAGAACAGAGUUCACACUGACAUGAGUCCUUCUAAGAAUGGCGAGUAUGGGGACAUCUUUAUUUGCAACUCUGGCCCCGUUAAACACUCGAAUUUGCAGCAAUGGAGAAAUGCCUUAUGAUUGCAGUGAAUGUGGGAGAGUCUGUCGACUUAUGUCAUUUUAUACUUAUUUGGCAUUUCUUUAAUUUUUAUAUGUACUUGGAAUCCUACAGUAUACUUUUGCGUGGCUGCUUUUCAUUCUGUUUUUACAUAAAUGGAAUCCUAAAGUGUAUCCCUGCGUGGCUCUUUUGAGACAUACCCUGUUGUGUUCAUUCCAUUUUAUUGCUGAGUGGUAUUCCAUUGGGUGUAUAUGACACAAGGUGUUUAUCUGUUAAUGGACAUGUAGGUUGUUUCUAGUGUAGACCUAUUACCAGAACAACUGCGAGCAUUCGUAUAUAAGUAAAUACCUGAGAGUGGAGUGUUGCUCAGAGAUGAAUGUUUAACCUCUUAAGAAUUGGCCAAAUUGAUUUCCAGUGUGAAUGUGCCAUUUUAUAUUCCCAACAGGUGUAUAUAAGAGUUCCAUUUGGAACACAUCUUUGUCAAUUAUAGGUAUAGCCUGUCUUUUAAAUUAAAAUAAAUGUGUCAUAGUCUUAUUUUAGUCUGCGUUUCUGUAAUAACUAGUGAUAUUGAGCAUUUUUUAUGUACUUUAUUGUUUUUGGCAAAGUGUCUAAGUUUAUUAGCUUCAUUAUUAUCUAAUUAUUUCAAUAAUUUUAGACUAUUUUAGAUUUAGAGAAAAGUUACUAACAUAGUACAGGGAGUUCUCAUUUAUCCCACACCCAGUUUUCCCUACUAUUAGUAUGUUAUAUCAAUAUAGUACAUUUUGUGCAAUUGAUAAUUGAAUAUUCAUACAGUAUUAAUAACAAAAGACAUGCUUGAUUGAGAUUUCCUUAGUUUUUAUCAAAAUCAAUUUUCUGUCCCAGGAUCCCUUCUGGGAUAUCACAUUACAUUUAGCCCUCACGUCUCCUGAGGCUCCUCAUGGUUGUGACAGUUUCCUUGUUUUUAGUAACCUUGACAGCUGUUGUGUUUGUUUGUUUUUAAGAUUUAUUUAUUUUAGAGAGAGCAGGGGGAGGGGGCAGCUGGAGAAGUAUAGAGAGACUCUCAAGCUGACUUCCCACUGAGAGCGGAGCCCAGCGUGGGGCUGGAUCCCACAACCCUGAGAUCAUGACCUGAGCCAAAGUCGAGAGUCAGAUGCGCAACCCACUGAGCCACCCAGGCGCCCCUGACAGUUUUUGUAUUGGUGAUAAAAUAUAGAUAACAUAAAAUUUACUCUUUUAAUCAUUUUUCAGUGUACAAUUUAAUGGCCUUAAGUACAUUGACAAUAUCAUAUUACCAUCACCACUAUUUCUAGAACUUGUUCAUCAUUCCUAGUAGAAACUCUACCCAGUGAACAAUCCCCAUUCCUCCCCGCAUGUCCAGCCUCUGUAAUCUAUAUUAUACUUUCCAUUUCGGUGAAUUUUCUUAUUCUAGAUACAUCAUGUAAGGGAAAUCAUACAGUAUUUGUCCUUUUGUGCCUGCCUCACGCACAUUUGCAAGGUUCAUUCGUGUUGUAAUAAUAUGUAUGAAACUUUCCUUCCUUUCUAAGACUGAAUAAUAUUUCAUUGUAUAUAUUUGCAACUUUGUGGUUUUCCAGUCAUCUGUUGAUAGAUAUGUGAAUUGUUUCCACCUUUUGGCGAUUGCCAGAAGUACUGCUCUGAGCAUUGAUGUGCAAAUAUCUUAGUCACUGCAUUCACCUUUUUUUUGGGGGGGGGCAGGGAGUAUAUAAAGAAUUAGCAUUGCUCUGGGAGAUAAGAAUCAUAUGGUAAUUCGAAAUUUUCAGGAUCCACUGAAGUGUUAGCACCAAAAUUGCAAGCUUAAAUAUUUUCUUAUGUCCAGUGGCCUUACAUUAUUCUUGGUUUUCUUUUGCUGUGCUCCUCAAACUUUAGCUUCUGUCAGAAUCCCAUGAACACAGAUUGCUGAGUUCCACCCGCAAAGGUUCUCAUUGAGUCAGAAAUAGGAAGAAGAAUUCACUUUUUUUUUUUUGAAGAUUCUAUUUAUUCGUCAGAGAGAAAGUGCACAAGCAAGGGGAAUGGCAGGCAGAGGGAGAAGCAGGAUCCCUGCUGAGCAAGGAGCCUGAUGGAGGACUCAAUCCCAGGCCUAAGCCAAGGCAAACACUUAGCCAACUGAGCCACCAAGGCAUCCCUGAGACAUCACAUUUCUAACAAGUUCCCAGUUGACGUUGUUGUUACUGUGUACAGACCACAUUUUGAGGACUGUCGUCUCAUUCCAUUUUGAUAAUAUUGCACGUAUUCUGUAUACAUUACUUGUUUCCAUAUAUACUAUUCCGUAGUCCUUUUCAUUGCAUUGAUUCAUUCCUUCAGGAUUUACAACUAGGAAAGUCGUUGGUAUCUUUCUUAAAUAUAAAUCUACAAAAUAGCAAACCAAAGUCACCAUGAAGCAGUUGCAUACUGUCUCCCUUGAUAUUUUCCAGUCCAGUUCUUUCUAGAUAAUUUGCUAGCAUGUAAUCUUGUAUGAGAAUAUAUUUUAGUAAGGCUAAACUAAAUAUUAAGGGAUUCAUGUUAAAGCUCAAAAAUAGAGUAAUUAAUUUACUUAUGGACCUGAUCCCCCUCCCAGGCAGUCAAAUCCCUCUCAGUGGACUGGUGAGCUGUCAGGGAUUUUGCUUCUUUUUUGCACUUCUUAUCUUCAUGUGUCGUUUCCCCUGAUCUCACCUGUUAAUGGGUUCUACUGCAGCAAGUAAGUUCUCUUUUGGACAUAAUAUAUCAGAAUUUGUGCUGCUGUGAAUAAUUAUACAAAGCCAUAAAUUGUCUCAUGGGACUUGGGGAAUUUGAUUGGGACUCUCCAUUUUGCUAUAAUGUUAUAAUAAAAAACACCAACAAAAAAGUUUUAGUACUCCCCAAAAUAAGCAAGACUGUAUUAUGUAUCAGAGCUGUAUCAUGUAUAAACAACAGAAGUACUUUUAUGUGUAGACAAUGACUGAGCAAAGAGUAGAGUAAGAAAGUGAAGUUUAAGCUAAGUCGCUCAAAUUUAAGCUCAUCUACAUAUGAAGUGAUUGCCAAUAAAACUUAACCAUCUGCCUUCUACACAAAUGUCCGCCAAGGCAUUUUUCUAGAAUUUUCUCUUUUUACUUGAAUACUUUUUUUUAUGUCCUCAAAGUAUGUUUUUGCAUCAUAAAAUUUCUUAGAAACGUUUUAAAUAAUCAUUUUUCUAGUGAUAAAAAUGAAUAUAAAAUUUGCUAUUUUACUUUUAGGUGGGUUAUUUAUU
Ailuropoda melanoleuca (giant panda) is the source of this 5229-nucleotide messenger RNA. Its product is annotated as zinc finger protein 548. Lineage: Eukaryota; Metazoa; Chordata; Mammalia; Carnivora; Ursidae. The transcript is spliced from 4 exons. Gene Ontology annotation, biological process: regulation of DNA-templated transcription. Gene Ontology annotation, cellular component: nucleus. The record is from RefSeq and is a predicted model, not a curated record. The coding region runs from base 354 to 1886 and encodes 510 amino acids.